Messenger RNA from Lutzomyia longipalpis, 2840 nucleotides. RefSeq names its product protein tipE (gene Teh2). The transcript has 5 exons. Gene Ontology annotation, biological process: regulation of sodium ion transport. Gene Ontology annotation, molecular function: sodium channel regulator activity. The coding region runs from base 123 to 1001 and encodes 292 amino acids. NCBI's taxonomy places the organism in Eukaryota, Metazoa, Arthropoda, Insecta, Diptera, Psychodidae. The record is from RefSeq and is a predicted model, not a curated record.
ACAUUAGGAAAACACCUAAAAUAUACUUUAAAAAAAUUACUAGAGAACAAAAAAUUGCUUUGAAGAAGAGAAAGAAGUAGAUUUGUAUUGAGGAGAGAUUAAUUUGAGAACACUUUACAAGAAUGAGUACGCAUCAGUCGACACACUCGUCACUACCAUCAAUUGGUCCUUCGGGUUCACCUACAUCUCUCACGGCCUCUGAGAGAGGUUUUUCGGGCACAGCAAGUCUACAGAACAGCAAAUUGAGCAUUAAUUCUAAACCACAGUCACCCCAGCCAUCUCAGCCGGGUGAAGUAGAGCCAACGUUCCUGGAGAAAGCGAAAUUUUAUACAUCACUAUGUUUAGGAACAACAGCAAUUUUAUCAGUGUUUGCCUUCCUCUUUUUGAUACCAUUCGUCGUUGAUCCAGCAAUUUCAACAAUUGUUGCUGAUUAUGAUCAUGUUCCCGUGACCUGUAUUGUUGUAGAUCAUUCUUAUGCUGAGGGAUUGAGAAAUUGCACAUGGAGCUCAUGUCGAGAAGGAUGCACUACAGCACCGCUCAAAUGUCACCAAUUACUGGUGAAUUAUACAAAAAUCCCGUGGCAUGAAUGGCAAAAGGAGCCGAAGGACAUUACAGAAGUUACAUGGGAUGUCGGUGAGACGCGUUUUCUUGUAAAUUCCGAGGGAUGCGGCUACCCGCCACGUGUAAAUUGCUCAGAAUUUGCCAAAAAAUUUGGUUUCUCUCACAUGGGCGAACCAUUUCCGUGCUUCUAUAGUCGGGCAUAUCCGGAGCUUGUCAUUGCACGCUACUCCUGGGAAGACAACCUAAAACACCUAAUUCUCUCUCUAAUCAUCCCCAAUGUGCUAUUUGCUAUUUCUAUUGGUGUUCUCAGUUAUUGGUAUUGUCCGUGCUGUGAUAAAGCAUGCCAUAAGACAACUAGAAUUUAUGCAGAGAAAUUCCCGACCAAAGAAGACAAACUGUUAUGUCGCAGUGAUGAUGAGGAUGAUGAAUUGGAUUACUAAAUAACAUGACUCAAAAAAUAAAGUGCAAAUCUCUAAAGCUUUUCAUCGAUUUUAUCACACUUAAGUCUCACACAAUCAGUUUCAUUGAUAUGUUUUUAUCUUUCAAAAAUUUAUUCACACAAAUAUUUAAAUAGAUAGUUAUAAUAGUAAAUGAAGUGAUGAAACUCAAUAGAACUAUUAUGCAAGAAAACUAAACAGCCAAAUCUAACACUCAUUUCUCAGUAAUUUGCAAAAGCAACCUUCAUAAUCAUACAGUGUCGAGCCAUUUUUUUUCUUUUACUAAAUAAAAUAUUUUAUACCUACUUUUAAUAAUUCAUCUUAUUUUGUUAAAUCACGUAUAAACGUACCUCUUGAUUGCAUUGUUAAUUUUUUAAGAUUAUUUCUUUAAUUUUUUAAAAAUAUACUACUUGAUACAGAAAACAUGGUUAAUGCAAGAAAUGCACAUUUCUUUUUUAAAUUCAAAAUAAAACUUCAAAAAUCAUUCACUUGAAUAAAUAACAGAAUAUGCAAAUAUACCUAAUUUUUUGCAGAAAAUUAAUGCACUGAAGUGUACGUUUUGUUUUUAUUUUCUUUCUUGUAGUUACUAAUUUUUCAAUAAAAACGGACUUUGGCUCGUGGAUUUUCAUAAAUUAAUUCCAAUGAGAAAUUGAGACAAUUCUUUAACUAUAGUCCAAAAAAAUCUAUAUACCCUACAUACUACUAAACACUAAUUUAUUUUUUAAAGUUCUCAUUAUCUUUUAUGUAUCCUUAUCUGUUGUACAUAAGUAUGGUAACUAUUAUAUAAAACAAUCACAGCAAAAUACUGUAGAAUACAACAACGCAAAAAAUGUGGAAUAUACAGAAAUAUUUGUGAAAAAUUAUAUAUACCACAAAAUCACACUUCACAUAAAACCGUCUAAAAAUUUUGAUUUCACUUUUGUGUUUAAUUCUCUGUGGUCACAAAUUUUAAUUUUUAAAUUAAAAAUAAUUAACAAUUUUGUUUGUUUUCUCUUCACUACAACAUCAACACACAGGUUUACAAUGGCUUUUUGAAGUCGACAAAUAUGAUUGUAAUAAUUUUCUAAUAUUAUACUUAAACAUAAUCCAAUAAAAAACAUAUAACACUGUUUAAUUUAAAAAAAAAAAUAAUUAGAAAACAGCAUAAGAUUUGUAGGAAGAUUCUAAAAAUUCUUCAUUAAUAAACUGCAGUUAAAGAAAAUUUCUAAAAGCACAAAAAUACUUCUUGCAAUUUGUGAUAAAAAAGAUGCAUUAAAUAUCCAAAAAUUAGUUAUUAUUACAUUUUAAUCUUCUUGAUAAACACCAUACACAGAGAAUGAAAAAAAAAUGAGAGAAGCAUUUUUCGAGUCGUUGAACAAGCUAAGCUGCCUCUAUGCCAUAAUAAUAAAUAAAAUUCUGAUAGAAAUAUUAAAAUAACAAAUUUAACACAAAUUAAUAAGAAAAAAAUAGAUAAAUUUCAAAAGUAAAUAUUUUUGUUUUUUUUUGUGAUAACAUUUUUAUUUUGUUGAAACCAUCUUCAAAAGAUAUUAUAAAAAAAAUUGUUUUUUUUUAAUUUGAAGCUUCAAAAUUUAAUUAUGUAUAUUUCAUUAUCGGCCUUUCUGUAUUUCCCCGUGCUUAAGAGUAAAUAUGGGAUCGAAAAAUAUGUAAAGAAUGAUAUUGCAUUUUAAAUGUAUUGUUAUGUAAAAAGCAAAGUUAAAUAAUUACUGUGAAAAAAAGAAUUUUUGUAUACAAUGCGAAUUAAUUUAAAUAGUGGUUCCUUCUAAAAAGGGGGAGCUUUUUCAGAGCAUAAAACAUUUGUUAAACUUUUUGAAAUAAGCGCUGAAAUAAAUUAUUGCUUAAGAA